AUGCUCCGAUCUUCCCAAACUCCGACGACGGCAACAACGCCGUCACGGAGACGCUUCAUACAUUGCAGUAAGAGAUCUGACUCCUACGCCAACGGUUCCAGUAGAUCAGAUUGGAAAAGCUCUUGCGCCAUUCUCUCCGGCAAAGUCGUUUCUCAGGAGCAAUCUGAAUCUGUACUCUCCGCCGUGAACGGUGUCGCUGAAAGCUCGGGAUUGAAUCUGGUACCGUUCGAUAACAAUUCGUUGGUUCCGAAUCAGCAAGCGAAGAAGAAGCCUCUCACCAUUACCGAUCUAUCUCCGGCUCCGAUUCACGGAUCUAGUCUUCGAGUCGCAUAUCAAGGCGUUCCCGGAGCUUAUUCCGAAGCCGCCGCCGGUAAAGCUUACCCAAACUGUCAACCGAUCCCUUGCGAUCAAUUCGAAGUCGCGUUUCAGGCGGUUGAGCUUUGGAUCGCGGAUCGCGCGGUUUUACCGGUUGAGAACUCUCUAGGAGGCUCGAUUCAUCGGAACUACGAUCUUCUCCUCCGUCACCGACUUCACAUCGUCGGAGAAGUUCAGCUUCCUGUUCACCACUGUCUCAUGGCCCUUCCCGGCCAUUUCGAGUACAUGUUUUACGUCGACUUCGAGGCCUCGAUGGCGGAGGCGCGUGCGCAGAACGCGCUCUCGGAGGUUCAAGAGUUUACAUCGUUCUUACGAGUUUUGGGGAGUUAUCCGAUGGAUAUGACUUCUUGGUCACCGUCGUCUUCUUCUUCUACUUCAUCAUCAUCAUCAUCUACGUUUUCAUUGUAA
Thlaspi arvense is the source of this 783-nucleotide messenger RNA. The record is from the annotation of a GenBank genome assembly. NCBI's taxonomy places the organism in Eukaryota, Viridiplantae, Streptophyta, Magnoliopsida, Brassicales, Brassicaceae.